AUGUCAGCGAACGACCUCCCCUUGCCCGCUGCUGGAAAUAGCGGCGUCCCCGCCAAUCCCGCUGCACCUUCACCUGGCAGGGCUACAUCACACCCGCCGCCUGUUAUUCCUAUGAAAAGAUCACUCUCUCGCGACCCAGAGCCUCGAAUUGAGUCUCCUGUCCCUGGAGGCCACCACGCGACACCUCUUGCUGGAUCCCCAGAACCAAAUCUUCUGGGGACUGGAGCCGUUGCAAACCGCCCCAUCAAGACCAAAGCGCGUGACAAACCAGCCCCUCGUGAAGGAGGCCGUGAGAAGAAGGAAUCAUGGAAGAAGAAGGAAGCUCAGGCUGCUGCAAGGGGUGGCACCCCUACAUCGGCCCCUACAGGUGGACCCUCGGCGAAAGGUACUUCGAGCAAAGCAGCAGCAGCAGUUGUAGUUAAGGAUGCACCUCCUGGACUACAAGUCUACCCGCUUUCUCCACCAAAAGAAGUUGAUUACUUGGCCGCGAAACCGCCGAUUUUUGUCCCCGUAACGUAUCCCAAGAAUUCAGAUGUCUCUUUCUUUGAAACUACGGAACACCCUUCAAAUCGCAAAGGAUUUCGCUACUUGCCUUGCAAAGCUUCCCAUCUUAUCCCGACGCUCAAAUACCAUACCACUGAAGUCCCCCCAUAUGCUGCACGAAUAUCCUACGAAGACAAAUCCAACCAUAUCCACCUCGAUGAAACUGGUUUUGCGCUCACAACAGAGAAGGGAUUCCGCUCUGCUCGUGCUAAUGUUGGACUACGUGAGGGGGACUGGUACUACGAAUGUAAAGUUCUCAACGGUAUUAACCCGAACGACCUGACAGAGGAGAAUGGCCACGUCCGUAUCGGCUUCGCACGGAGAGAGACUAGCUUGGACGUCCCUGUUGGAUACGAUGCAUAUAGCUACGGGGUCAGGGAUAAGGACGGUCAAAUAGUCCACAUGUCGAGGCCCAAAGAUUUCAUGAAGGAAAGUGUGGUUAAUGGGGAUGUCAUCGGUCUUCACAUAUCCCUCCCACCGUUAUCCGUUCAACGUGGGAUUCUUGCACCGUACUCCGAAAAUUCUAAAUACCCGCCAGAUGUUAUCCGGGAUAGAGUCCCGAUUAAAUAUAAAGCGCAGCUGUAUUUUGAAUCUUUUGAGUACAUGCCGGUAAAGGAUAUGGAGGAUGCUAUGAAUCCUGCCGCCCCAACCGUUAUUGGUGCACCAUCCCUUAGCACGGCAAAGGGCACCAAAGCUUGCUUCAAGUCAUUGCCUGGUAGCAAGGUUAUAAUUUACAAGAACGGGAGACGGAUUGGUACUGCCUUUGAGGACCUUUUUGCCUUCCUACCGCCAGCGAGCCAACCUCUCUCGAGUGGUGGUGGUAGACCUCUGGAUGAUGGGCACUGUGGGUACUAUCCAACCGUCAGCGUCUUUAGAGGAGGCCGGGCGCAAGUAAAUUUUGGGCCCACAUGGGAAUACCCUCCAGAGGAUCUUAGCUUUGGCAAUGACGAUAUUCCGAUUUUGAUUACUAAUGAUGAUGAAAUGCGGGACGACGAUGUGGUUGUAGAGAAAUACAAAGCAAGAGCUAUUUGUGAGCGGUAUAAUGAGCAAAUCGCUGAAGAUUGUGUGUACGACCUUGUGGACGAGGUAGAUCUGUGGCUUGCAGAGAAAAAGGCAGGAGAAGCGGGUCCUAGCGGCGCAGAGAAUGGUGCUGAGCGCCCCGUCGCGUGGGCGGGUAUCAGGUUUGCCGUCGCAGAAGAAUGCAAGGCCUGCCCAGAGGGCAAAAUCACAAAUAUUACCAACUCUCCAGUCUGGUGUAAGGAUGUCGUCUACGCAACCCUAGAUGCCACUGGCCUCACGGGCCCUGGAGAUUCCAAUGGCGGGAACACAAGUCCAGUUUGA
Molecule: messenger RNA, 1884 nt
Organism: Orbilia oligospora ATCC 24927
Lineage: Eukaryota; Fungi; Ascomycota; Orbiliomycetes; Orbiliales; Orbiliaceae
Exons: 3
Coding region: 1-1884 (627 amino acids)
Cellular component (GO): Set1C/COMPASS complex
Molecular function (GO): protein binding; transcription cis-regulatory region binding
Source: RefSeq, a predicted model, not a curated record